GCGUUCCCAGAUAACUGGUGUGCUUUUGAAAGUGAUUACGGUCAGGUGACCGGAAAGUGUCAAACAUGGCAACUUACGCUCACUCCACCAUUGUAUUUAAAGCGGGAACGAGACGUUAUGUCGAUCGAAAAAGUUUCCUUCAGCUGUACGAAUAGAAGGAAAAGUAGCAGGUCAAUGGACAUUAUGUGGUAACAAACAUGCCACGACAACUCGGGAGACUUUCUUGUAAAUUUAAACCUGCGAAAUGUUGAGACUAAUUCAAAACAGGAAACCAACGAGCCUGGGGAAACACUGAACCUACUGAAGUUUAAUCAGUGUCGGAUACAUGAACAGCCUCCACCUCUUCUCAGCUGAUUGUUUUGCCAGACGACUGUUUUUGUUUCACCUUUCAGUGUAAAUAAUUAUUAUAGAUUGUUACAACCACGGGACAAUACAAAGGACUUCCUGUGACAUGUUGACUGAAGACCGAGGGGCAAGAAAAACAUUUAUCUCUUAACGAAAGAGAGUAAAAUGAAGCCAAAACGCAUUCAGAGGCCUAGAGGACCCAAUUGGCAAGGAAAGCCUGGGGACACAAUAACACUGAGCCAAACGAAGCCAACAUCACAUGUGUCCUCUUCCACUCACAGCAAACCUUUUGCAGGGAGAGUGUUUUACCUGGACCUGCCAUCAAACAGGACCACAGAGAUAUUGGAGAGUGACAUCAAACAACUGGGAGGGACUGUUGAGAAGUUCUUCAGUAAGGAAAUUAAGUAUCUGGUCUCCAACAAGAGGGAAGCCCAAUAUGUGCAGUGCCUCAGGCAGGACUCGCCUGUGCCCAGCCCAGACUCUGGACCAAGUUCACCUCAUCCUUGCUCAAACCCGCACCGACCAGGCAGCCAUGGGGACAACAUCAAGAACAGGUCUCAAGGUCAAAUUGAGACGUUUGUCACAAGUCGAGGGAAAUCUUUGGUGGAAAAAGUGGUGAAAGUGCAGGAGAGGGCACAAUUGAGCAAGAUUCUGUCAAAUGCUCUGGAGUGGGGUGUGAAAAUCCUCUACAUCAAAGAUGUAAUGGCGUAUGUACAGAAGAGAAAAAGGGUCCUUAGCAGCCAGUGUCCUGCAACUUCUGCUGUAAAAACAAAUGUCAAAGCUGAGUCAACGGCAAAACAAGGAUUUCAGAAAUGCAAAGCUGGAAGAAUCACCAAACCAUUCGUUAAGGUUGAAGAUUCAAGCAGACACUACCGUCCAAUCUACCGCACAAUGCCAAACAUGCCAGAGUUCAAACUGAAGUCUCUUCCUCCUUGUAGUCCCUUCUGCGUUGAGGACAAAUAUUCACCUGGUAACAAACCGGAUGGAAAAAGAGGCGCGAAAGCCUCAGCCAGUGAGGAGAAAGUCCAUGGCCGAAAGAAGAACAGAGACAAGAAACGAGGCGGCUACUGCGAGUGCUGUGUGGUCAAAUAUGAAAAACUCACAACCCAUCUGCAGAGUGAACGUCAUAAGGCUUUCUCCAAGAGUGAUGAUAAAUACUUGGUGGUGGACAGGCAGAUUUCAUCACUGCACUGCAACUUCAUUCACAUCAAUGCUAAAGCUAAAAGACCAAAGUGCAGUGUUUCCUCUGUUGUGGUAGCUACUGGACCAUGUGGGAAAACUGAGCUAAGUCACAGGGCAGAUCUCAAUGCCACGCAGACUAUAAAACAGGAGCAGAAUCAUCAGACUCUAAGUGUGGAAUCUAAUCCAGGAUAUGCUGUAAAAAUCAGAUCACUCCCUGUGUCUGUGCCUCUGAUGCACAAGGACAGGAGGAGCACAUAUCUUGCACGUAAAUGGCAGUUCAGAAAAAAAUCCUGGACCGCUUGCUCUCAAAAUGCUCAGGAUGUUCAAAGUCCUCGGCUUACGAAAGAAACAGCCUCCUCUAUAGGUGAAUGUCAUGUAUCGCUUCUUUCCUUAGCUACUCAGGUCGACUCAGUGGACCAAAUACUUCACAAAGACACAAACGGCUCACCCUCACCACCUCAUAUUAAUGACUUCUCAAACAGGAUAAAUGUUACAAAGCAACAAGAGGAGCAUAAUAUGAACAAGGAUUUGUUACCGUUUGAGGCUUUGGAGAAUGGAAAUGCAUCACCAGACAACAAGAUUGUAACAGACCUUCCAGAAAACACACAAGUUCUCUCACAAAACUUUUCUCCAGUAAGGAAAAUACAGAGAAGGAUUCGAGUUUAUAAACGCAAAAGACGGAAAGUAGACCCACACAUUGAACAUGCAAAGCCAAGCAAGGUGCCUGACAACUCAUCGCAGAAGCUUUGGGAGCUUUUCCAGUCAAGUGAUGACAUGGAUGUAGAGUUUCAUGGAUUUGAGGAUGAGGACGAGGAAUGAGCUGAAGCAAUUAGCUGGACUGUUAUUGCUGUUUCCAAUACUGAAACCAUAUCAAUUUGUGUGUCAUGGAUUAUCGGUGCUAACGUUAUUGUUUUAGGAAAAUAAAGAUGCCCUAAAAAUAUGCAUUAAUUGGUGAAAUAUCCGUAAUUUGUCACAUUCUUCAAAGCAUUCCAUAGAAAACUGCCACUUGAAGAAUGAUGACAAAAAUCAAAUUUUUCAAGUGAAUGCAUUUCAAAAUAAAGCUUAAGACUAAAUACUGUAGAUUCAGUAGUAACAUUUUAAUACAAUAAUCCAGUGAAAGAAAACGUGGAAUCGACUGCGUAAUAAAAUACAAUGUGAAUGGCC
Messenger RNA from Solea senegalensis (Senegalese sole), 2691 nucleotides. RefSeq names its product DBF4 zinc finger (gene dbf4). The record is from RefSeq and is a predicted model, not a curated record. The coding region runs from base 511 to 2346 and encodes 611 amino acids. The transcript is spliced from 12 exons. Gene Ontology annotation, cellular component: Dbf4-dependent protein kinase complex; nucleus. Gene Ontology annotation, biological process: regulation of cell cycle phase transition; positive regulation of nuclear cell cycle DNA replication. Gene Ontology annotation, molecular function: protein serine/threonine kinase activator activity; nucleic acid binding; zinc ion binding. Lineage: Eukaryota; Metazoa; Chordata; Actinopteri; Pleuronectiformes; Soleidae.